Nasonia vitripennis (jewel wasp) is the source of this 3887-nucleotide messenger RNA. RefSeq names its product putative tyrosine-protein kinase Wsck (gene Wsck). The transcript has 7 exons. Gene Ontology annotation, cellular component: signaling receptor complex. Gene Ontology annotation, biological process: multicellular organism development; cell surface receptor protein tyrosine kinase signaling pathway; positive regulation of kinase activity. The record is from RefSeq and is a predicted model, not a curated record. Lineage: Eukaryota; Metazoa; Arthropoda; Insecta; Hymenoptera; Pteromalidae. Gene Ontology annotation, molecular function: transmembrane receptor protein tyrosine kinase activity; protein binding; ATP binding. The coding region runs from base 531 to 2672 and encodes 713 amino acids.
CGCAGCUGCAUCGCGAGAAAAGAGUCCUGCAGAGCGAGCCACGCGGGAAAAAGAGAGAGAGAGAGAGAGACAGCGAGAAAUCGGUUUAACAACCUAUAUACGAAGGGGGGAAGGAAGGGGAAAUGCAGCGGCUCGCACAGUCGCGUCAGCGCGAUGAUAGCGCGCGUAACCGCGCCCUGUGUAUAUAUACAUUCAGGUUGAUAUUUACAUGUCCUUAUAGAAUAAACAAAAACUGGCGACGACGUGCCUUGAGAUACGAAGUGUCCUCCGCUUAUUCCAACGCGAUAUCGCUCUAUAUUUUGUAUACUAUAUACACUGCAAGCGAAUGCAAGUGGAAUGAAGUGGCGCGUCCUAACCUUACCUAACCUGUCGUUGUUGUCAUUUUCAAAACUGAAGCUUGCUGCCACUUGCUGACUCAGACGAGAAUUUCGUUGCACUUCCUCGUACACACGCCUCGAUUAGUCGGCGACGACGAUGCGCUGAGCGUAUACGCGCCUUUCAGGUGUGACACAGUGCAGUGCCAGGACAAGAUGAUGCUGAUGUGGAUACUGGCUUUUGGGUGGUUGGGCAUUGUGGCAGGGCAGCAGAGCAUAGGAUGCUUCAAGAGCACCUCUCUGGAACCCGACCUGCCUGUGCUUGUGGCCAAGAGGGUCAAUUCACCUGCCGAAUGCGUCAGGGAGUGCAAGGCUCGAUACUACGUCUUUUCUGGUUUGAUGAAUGGUCAUCAGUGCUACUGCGGCAGUCAGUACGGGAAAUUUGGUCCAUCUGACAGUUGCAAAACGCCGUGCAUUGAGGAUCCCUCUGUAUUUUGUGGAUCCGACGAAGCCAUCAACGUAUACUCUACUGGGCAAAAAGGACCCAGUCCUCCCAGAAGAGUGUCCAUCGACAAUUACAAGCAGGACUCGUUGGAAGUCAUUUGGCAACCUCCAGACAUACCCAAUGGAAAAAUAGUUUCUUAUACUUUGAAAGCUACUGCUUUAGAAUCAUCAGCAUCCUACCCACUGCCACCUAUAGAUUCAGAAGUGCAGGGUGAAUUUUCCAAUAAAACAACCAUACUGGGCUUGCAUCCUGGCACCAAGUACAAUAUCAGCAUCUUUGCAUCCAAUGCCCAGGGAUCCAGUGAUCCUGCUUACACGAUAGACUACACUCAGAUUGGCCCACCCAACAAGCCAAGCGCACCUAAGAUUCUAGACACGAGUGAGAAGACCAUCACCAUUGAGAUACCACAAGGCAGCAGUGAAAACGGACCUCUGAGUUACUACUACGUGGUUGUUGUACAACCUGGGACAGUUCCUCCUACUGGAAGCAACAUUACCUAUGAAAAUGUUGACAGAGCAGCCAGAGAAGGUUUAGGCUACUAUUUUACCGGAAAGUUUGAGGUUUCAAAUUAUGCCGAAUACAAACGCUUCGAGGUAGGCGAUGGAAGGAUGAUUGGCGGAUAUUAUAACGCUCCAUUGAACAAAGAGAACGGCCAACCCCAGAUCGGAGUCGCUCUCGAGUCUAGGGUUGGUCGAGAAGUGCAGUACGCCUAUUCAGACUUGACGACGGGUACCCACAAAAUACAAAUCCGCAAUAGCCAAGACAACACUGCCAGUGCCGCCAAUAUCAUACUCUGGGUUUUAAUCGUACUACUUGGCCUUUUGCUUUUGACGUCGGUGCUAAUUUUCGUGAUGCUACGCAAGAGAUUCCAAAACGUUCGCAUGAGACGUUUGCCGGAGCAGCAAGAGCUGACGCUCCAGGGACCAUUGUACGAGGUCGACAACAUGGGCUACAUUCCCGAGGAUGUGCCGGAAAGAGCCAAUCACUACCAAGACUUGAAGAGCAAAGUGUGGAGCAUACCGAGGAACUUUUUGAAUUUCGAUCCGAAUCCCGUUCGUCACGGUCGCUUCGGCAGCGUGCACAUGGGUACGGUUCAAAGAGACGCGAUUCCCGUUGCGGUGUCGGUUCAUAAGAUAUCGGACACGCUGCUGAAAGGUUCAGAGAAGAGGAAAAUGCUGCGCGAGCUGGACGUUUGCAUAAAAGCAGGAACUUCCAAGUAUCUGGCUAGUUUGGUGGGUAACUGCGAGACACCCGACACACUUUUUGUCGCGUUGGAGAUGCCACCACAGAGUCUCAAAAUGAGGCUUCUAGCCGCCAGAUCCGGAGAACACUUCCAUCACGAGCAAAUCCUGCGGAUCGCUGCCUGCGUGGCUGACGCUCUACGCCAUCUCGAGAGUCUCAAGAUCCUUCACACCCGCGUUUGCGCCAGAAGCGUUGGUCUCACCAACGACUGGUCGCCCAAACUGAUGGGACAUGGCAUAUCAAAAUACGCGCUGGAAGACGUAAAGUAUGCGCGCUGGACGGCGAUCGAGUGCUUCGACAAUCAGAAGAAACACAAUCCGGGAGUGGUAUGGGCAUUUGGUGUAUUGCUCUGGGAGAUGUUCAGCAUGGGUGGUACGCCUUACUCCAACUUGGAAAUGGAUAGCGACGUUGAGGAAGCCCUGACUCAGGGCUACAGACUCGAGCAACUCAGAGACGUACCCGACCCCAUCCACGAGGUCAUGAGCUCCUGCUGGCUCGUCGAUCCCGAAGAGAGACCCACCUUUGACGAGCUCGUCCGUCUGGAUACGCUGUCGAUGGUUCCCAUCACCUCGAUAACUGAACCGUACAGGCCGGAAUUGGAAUUAAACUGAAUUCACAUCUCUGCUUCCACACCAACAACUCAGUACUUAAGAAAAACUCAAGGCAAUCGUAUGAAACAGCUCUUCAAUAGCAUUUGCACUUUAUUUUAAGGUAUUCGUUUUUACGAAGGGCAAAACUUUGUCUUAGUUACCAAGUCAGAUUGUGACCCAAAUGAGAUAAGUUUUGCCACGAAUUUUUUUUUUUUAAACAUUUUAUACUUUUUUGUUUUUAUCGUGCAUCAACCUCAUUUUUGAGGUUUUAUAAUAUCAUCAUGGGGACUCUUUUAAAGGUCACCUUUUUAUUAAGAAAAUCGAAGAAUCUCAGCAAACGCGACGAAAGGAAACUUUCGAUGACGUUUCCGUCCAUUUUUAUACAAAUAACCUAUCGUAGGAAUUUUUUAUAGCAUAUUUAUGUUUGAUUUUUUAUUUUAAUUUUAAGUUUUACUGCAGAUCAAAUUUGAAGAAGAAAUAUUCAUAGACUGAUUUAUAUUUCGAAAGACGUACUGUUAGGCAAUGUUAUUCUUUUGGAUAACCAAAACUAUUCGUAGAUAUUAACGAUGCAUUUGUACAAUACGGCAGCUUCUGCUAUCUUUUUAAAAAUAUUCAAAAUAGCUACAAAUUUUUAUACUUGACAAUUAUCGACUAAUAAUGAUCACGUUUCCUAAUGAAGCAUCGACAGUAUUUUUCGCCAAUCGAGACUUUGCUGUUGAACUACAAUUUUAAACUUGAAGGGACAAAUAAUGAGUGAAAUCAAUGUGCAUUAAGAAAUAUAAUCUCUGUAUUUUAGAUCGAUUAGUAUCAUCGAUGCCUUAAUGAUCAUUAAAAACUUUCGGUGACUUUGUCACGCAAUUAUACAUAUACAUCCGACGGAGCCACGAAAGUACAAAAUAGAAAAAUAUCAGUGAUUUACAAUAGAUGAAUUAUUAUCAUAGAUCAAUCGUACCACAAUUCAUGCGCAGAACAAAUAGUACAAUUACAUUUGAGCUUUGGCGUUGGAUACAAAGAUCGAAAGAAGAACUGUCGUAGACACGCGUCAAGAAAGCCUUUGAAUUUGUAAAUAGAUCAAAGCACUUAUCAGAACCAAUGUAUUUUUACUCUCACAUGUGUAAAUAACGAUGUAAUCGUCGUUCACCUAUGGUGAAUUGAUACAAACUACUAAUGUGAAAUAUUUCUGUUUACACGUACAAUUAAUUAAUGCAUUAAAAUUUACAUUAUUAUUCGUAAAAA